AUGAAGCUUGGGGGAACAGCUGGAGGCUAUCUGUGGAAGGCCGUGGGCAUGUCUUUGUACAUUCUCAGCGGCCUGGCUGAGGACGCUGGAACAGUAGAGGCUGCCUGGCCUCAAAUCCCCAUCCUUCUGCCGAGCAUUGUCGGCCCGCUGAAACCCUCAGAGGAGCCACCUCGAUUUGAGGAUGUGAAGUUGUCGACCUGUGUGUCAAGAUUGCAGGCUGCUCUUUCUGCCAACAUCACGAGGAUCCUGGACCUGGUGACCAAUCGGCUUCAGCGAGAUUAUUUGCUCAGUUUGCGCGCUGGUCUUCAUCACCUCAGCCAGUCCUUGGAAUCAGUGGCAUUGGCCAACGACUGCUGGCCAGAUGAACUAACUGAGCAAGCCUUCAAGACGGCUGUGUCCCAGAUGAGACAGCUGGUCGAUGCUGGGCGUGUGAAUGCUGGAUAUUGUCCGUUCACCGGCAAUGAGCAGACAACUCUGGGCGGGUCCGAGGUCAGCAAGCUCCUGCGGAAGUUUGCCAAAGUUAGACCUGGAGCCAAAAAGGAGGCCAGAAAGCUGGGUCGUGUGAUCGGGAAACUACUGCGAGAGGUGCAGGAGACAGGAAAUGGCCCAGAUCCUGCCGGAGCGGUUCCGGUUGACUGGGAGAUGAGGGCCGCAAUGUUCGGUGGCUCCAUCGAGUUGUGA
This is a messenger RNA of Symbiodinium pilosum, 681 nucleotides long. Lineage: Eukaryota; Dinophyceae; Suessiales; Symbiodiniaceae. The record is from the annotation of a GenBank genome assembly.